This is a messenger RNA of Ambispora gerdemannii, 1632 nucleotides long. NCBI's taxonomy places the organism in Eukaryota, Fungi, Glomeromycota, Glomeromycetes, Archaeosporales, Ambisporaceae. The record is from the annotation of a GenBank genome assembly.
AUGGAACUCUCGCAGGAAGAUUUAAGAAGAAAAAAACUGACUGAUUUAUCGCAAAAUCCCUUUCAACAAGCCAAAUUCAUUAGAACUAAUAACAUUGGAGAAAUUAUUCAAUUAUUUUCUCAAUUUAGUAAGGAAGAAUUAGCAGAAAAAAAGGAAAAAGUGAGCGUUGCGGGGAGAAUAUUAAGAAUAAGGAGUUUUGGUAAUUUGGCUUUCGCUAAUUUAGUCGACCAAACUGGAAUUAUCCAAUUAAAAGUUAGUAAGAAUAAGGAUUUUACCGAGUUGGAUAUUGGCGAUAUUAUUGGAGCAAAAGGAUCUGUUUGCAAGACUGAUAAAGGCGAGUUGAGUGUUGAAGUUAAAGAAUUUAUUUUGUUAAGUAAAUGUUUAAAGCCACUUCCGGAUAUUCAUUAUGGAUUUAAUGAUAUUGAAGAAAGAUUUCGCAAACGCUAUUUAGAUUUUAUUAUUAAUUCUGAAAAAAGAGAAAUCCUGGUCAUUCGCCACAAAAUAGUUAAAAAUAUUCGCCAGUUUUUAGACCAAAGGGAGUUUAUUGAAAUUGAAACGCCCAUCUUAGUUUCGGAAGCCUCCGGAGCCCAGGCCAAACCUUUUAUUACCCACCAUAACAAAUUACACCGUGAUUUUUACCUACGAAUCGCCACGGAAAUUCCUCUAAAAAAGCUGCUAGUUGGCGGUUUUGAAAAAAUUUAUGAAAUUGGAAGGAUUUUUCGUAAUGAGGGAAUAGAUGCUCGACACAAUCCUGAAUUUACCACCAUUGAAGUUUAUCAGGCUUAUGAGAACUCUGAAUAUAUGAUGAACUUAACUGAAGAGGUAUUUCAUUAUUUAGUCAAUAAGGUCCUUAAAAAAGAGGAGAUUGAGUUUAAUUCCCAUGUCAUUAAUCUUAAAAACUCCUUUCACAAAUUAUCAAUGAUAGAAGCAAUUAAAGAAUAUACUAACAUAGAUUUUUGCCAAAUAAUUAAUUUAGAAGAAGCCUUAGAAUUAACCAAAAAACAUAAUUUAAGAUUGGAAAAAUUUCAAAAAAGUAUUGGGCAUGUUAUUUUGGCCUUUUUUGAAGAAUAUGUCGAAAAAAAAUUAAUUCAACCGACUUUUAUUUAUGAUUAUCCAAUCGAAGUUUCACCAUUAGCCAAAAGUAAAAUUGAUAAUCAAAAUAUUGCGGAUAGAUUUGAAUUAUAUAUUGGUGGAUUAGAAUUUGCUAAUGGUUAUAGCGAGUUAAACGACCCCAUUGAGCAAAAAAAAAGAUUUGAGGAGCAAACUAAACAAAAAGAGUUAGGUAAUGAAGAAAUUGCUAGUUUUGAUAAGGAAUUUAUUGAAACCCUAGAGUAUGGCAUGCCACCGGCCGGCGGAUUAGGGAUUGGGAUAGAUAGGUUAAUAAUGCUAUUUACUAGUCAAAAUAGUAUUAAGGAAGUAAUUGCUUUUCCGCAGUUGAAAAGAAAAACCGAAAAAUGGUUCUCAAAGUUAGAACCAGUCAACAAAUCUGGAAAAGAAGAUGAAAUUCAAAAAUUUUUUGAAGAAAACUUAACGAAAAUAUUUCCUAAACUUAAACUAUUUGUUUUUGAAAAAAAUGGGAAAAAGACAACUAAAUAUAAUUUUAAAGGAGGGCAAUUAGAUGCCAUUGGUUGA